GGCCGCCUUCUAUAAACAAAAAUUGCGGGGCUGAGGUUGCAGAUUGUGUAACAGGAAAACAUUGGCCGUUGCUUGCGUUGUCCUACUGAGAAACUGCAGUAUAAAAACGCAGGCCAAAUGUAAACUGCAUACAUUUCAAUUGCAGCAGUGCAGCUAUCGAGGUCUACCGACCAGCGCCAGGAAGACUACUUAAGCCUGAAGCCUCAAUCCAAGCUAAAUGGCCAACACUUUUAGGAUGCCGCUCAUUGUGGCCGUUGCAAUUGUGUCGAUUGCCGUGCCGACCGCAGUGACAGCGACGACGAAAGCUUCAUCAAUGCCAGCACGGACGACGGGUACGGACAACGGCGCCCAGACAGCCAUUUACAGCAGUUAUGCCCACAACAUGGCACAAGGCGCGGCGCAGUACGAUAAUCGGUGGCUGCCGUUGGGAGAGCAAGGAACAUCCAUGCUGCAUCGCUACGCCUUAAACUACGAUGCGGCAGCAGGGGAGCGGCGCAGCUACAGUAGCGAUUCCUCUGGUUUUAGCGGACAUGGCCAGGGCGGACUAGGAGCCGUGCUUAAUGGGCUCACAAAUCUCUCGGGCAUGGGACACAUUACAAACGGCUACGGCUCAGUGGCGCCCACGCACACCGAAGCCUUAGCAGUGGCUUCGUCAAAACAAGAGAUACCAAUUUAUGAGGAGCAGCAUGAGGACGCGGCCGUGGCGGCGGUGGCGGCAACAGCCCACGAUUACGGCGAUAUAGGGGCAGGUCAAAGCGGUUACGGCGGUGGGGAACACAUCCAGCAGCACUCAACUGCGGGCUUCAACUCAGCGAUUUACAAUUAUCCAGCGGCUAUUGGAGAGCACGCGGAUGGCUUUCUGCCGUCAUUUGGUGGAGGAGAGCAAGGCUCCUGGGCGCCUUCAUCUGCUCAGCAAUAUAAGAAAGCGGUAGGAUAUCAGCCGGAACAGGCGGGCAACCAUUACGCCUACGACAAAAUGUCAGUGGGAAAUUAUCUGAAUUCAGGAUACGAAGCAUUUCAGCAGCAUCACGCUGAGGAGCAGCAUCAUCAACAGCAGCAGCAGCAACAACAGCAGGAACAGCUGGAACACGUUUCCUAUUUCACACCUCAUGAAGGUGCGGCAUCUGCGACAGGAUCGGGCUCUUCAGCCAGCGGACCAAGUGAUUACGAACAGCACCAGGACGGCGAGGAGCAGAGCUCCAAUUUUCUGGCCGAGUCAAGUGGCCACGAUGAAAGUCACGCUCAUUCCCAUCAGUCACAUCACCAUGUGGAUAUUAUCAACUAUGUGCCUGUAAAGCAUGUUAAGAAGCAACACGUGCCCGUGGAGAAAACUGUCAAAAUACCCAUCUCCCAUGCUGUUAUCAUUCCGAUCAAGAAGCCAGUUCCAAUCCACAUACCCAUCACUAAGCAAGUACAAGUGGCGGUCGAGAAGGAGCUAAAAGUGCCGGUGGAGCGCAUCGUGCCGGUGCCAGUGGAAAAGCACAUCCCAGUACCUGUAGAGAAGCGGGUACCAUACACGGUCGUCAAGUAUUUGCCAAUCAAGGUGCCCAAGCCAUUCCCUGUCAAGGUGCCAGUAUUUAAGACAAUCCUGCACAAGGUCAAAGGCUGGUGGUAACUCUUCACUGCACUCCACUCUUCACAUAAGCAUAAUCGCGAACAUUCAUUCCAUUAGCAAUAAUUACAUUACUCAUACGUCCCGUACACCAGCAAAGCGUUUUGCAAACGCUGUCAUGCAAUUUUGCACAGUUCGUGUUGUGUUUAUCGUCGAGUUGUAAAAUGAAUUUUGUUAAGCCAAAAUCCUGUGUUGUAUACCAAUUUUGUGACUCAUUUAACAUUACAACCAUUUGCAUUUGUAUGAAUACAGAAAUAAGUAUAAAACAAACGAGAA
Molecule: messenger RNA, 1888 nt
Organism: Drosophila virilis
Lineage: Eukaryota; Metazoa; Arthropoda; Insecta; Diptera; Drosophilidae
Product: hornerin
Source: RefSeq, a predicted model, not a curated record